This is a messenger RNA of Protopolystoma xenopodis, 714 nucleotides long. The record is from the annotation of a GenBank genome assembly. Lineage: Eukaryota; Metazoa; Platyhelminthes; Monogenea; Polystomatidea; Polystomatidae.
AUGCCCUUUCUCACCGACCCACAUCUGGCCUCCUACUUUCUGCCCGGCUAUCCGGCCGCAAUCGCUGCCGCCAUCGCCAACGCCAACAAAUCGGGUUCAGCAGCCACAACUGUCCCAACUGGAUCUGUUAACAAUCAUGUCUCAUCUUUCGGAUCGGCGUCAGAGACUACACUGACGGAGACUUCACCACUGACCACGUCCCAUCCACACCAUCAGUAUCCACAUCAACCAGGCGUCCAUCCCGCCACCUCCAUCAACCUCUCCUCGGCGUCCUCGUCAUCUUCUUCAUCGUUAUCGUCUUCAUCCUCCUCUUCACCUGCUGCCUCCUGUUGCUUCUGGCCGGGUGGCGCCAACUCGGCCGUCUCUAAUGCCAACCAUCCUCCGGUCGUUGGGCGUCUCGGCUCCCCGCCGUUUGGCGUUGAUGCCGCCGGUUUUGCGGGACUCGCCUUCUCCCAGUUCCCCUCGGCCACCGGCUGCUUGGCCACUUCUUUGGCCUCUGGUCAGGCGUCGUCGAUGACGUCGGCCUCCACACUCGGUCGACAGGCGCCGGCCUAUGCAAAUGGGCCUCUUGCGGUGUGCAGUCUGGCUGGUGGUUUGGCGUCAUUUCGCUCGUCGAGGUAUUCCACCGACACUGCUGGUCCCGCCGGUCUGCUUUUUUUUAUUCUCCUGCUCUACCUGCUGAUCCUGUGGCCCAAUUCUUCGCGUCAUCCCUAA